Messenger RNA from Fragaria vesca subsp. vesca, 567 nucleotides. RefSeq lists its product as uncharacterized. Lineage: Eukaryota; Viridiplantae; Streptophyta; Magnoliopsida; Rosales; Rosaceae. The transcript has a single exon. Bases 1 to 567 code for a protein of 188 amino acids. The record is from RefSeq and is a predicted model, not a curated record.
AUGUCGGUUGAUAAAUCAUGGAUGAUGCUCGGACUGUCUGAUCUUAAGUAUUUUGAAAGAGUCACAGAUUUCAUAGAAUAUGCUACUAGCCAUGUAAAAGACAGCGAUGGAAUAAUAUAUUGUUCAUGUCGAGAUUGUUUAAAUGGAGAUAGACUAGCACCAACAACAUUACACCAACAUCUUCUGUAUAGAGUUUUUAUGCCGGACUACACAGUAUGGCGAAAACAUGAGGAGAAUGAAGACACUGAUGAUAGUGACGAUACAGAUAGUCGGAAUCAUAGUGAGGAAAGUGCGGCUCCCCACUUUGAUCAGUGUGAUGAUAUGCAAGAACUUAUAGAAGAACUUAUCCAACAAGAUCCGAAUGAUAAUGUGCAGAAGUUUUACAAGUUGUUGGAUAAAUCAAAUGUGUCAUUGUAUCUCGGGUGCGAGAAAUAUUCCAACUUGUCCUUUGUUGUUAAUUUGAUGCACAUCAAGAGUGAUGGAAAUAUGAACAACAAAGGGUUUGUCCAGUUAUUGGAAUUGUUGGAAAAUUCAUUUCCCAUGCGUGAAAAAUUGCUGACAACAUAG